AUGCCGCCACAAAAAUACUCCUCAACAGAUAAGAUCUUGACCAGGCUUAUCAGCGUAUCCGACGGCGUGAAACGCCGCCAGUCUCUGAAAGGCAUUGAAAAUAAACGGGUCAGGGAAGCAUUUACUCUGCUGUCAAUUGGAACUGCAACAGGAAGAAAAGAGGUUUACUUGGAAUUCCUCCAGCAGAUCCAGACCGUUGUGGGUUCUUAUGGGGUUGUUUUAUGUGCUGCCGCUUUGGGUGUGAGUGCAGUAUAUGCCAUGAAAGUCUCUUUUCGAAGGGAAUUAGGGUCGAAAAUAAAAGAGAAGGAGGAUGUUCUUUAUCAUGCUUGUCUAAGGAGGAUCGAAGCUUCACCACUCCAAGGCUCGGGACAUACAACGGAUGGGGUGACUGGGUGGACUUCACCCUACACUGGCGAUGGAUAUGAGCUGACCUGGGAGGAUGCGAAGGUCGUGGUGCAUUCCAACCAGAUCGUUGGCCAAGUUUAUCUGAUCGAUACGUACUCGGAGAAGAUGGCCUCCUUCAUGAUAGUACCCGUUUCUGACGACCUCACACGCCUGUUCGCCAUGCAGCGAUCAAAAAUAUAG
Truncatella angustata is the source of this 585-nucleotide messenger RNA. RefSeq lists its product as uncharacterized. NCBI's taxonomy places the organism in Eukaryota, Fungi, Ascomycota, Sordariomycetes, Amphisphaeriales, Sporocadaceae. The record is from RefSeq and is a predicted model, not a curated record. The transcript is spliced from 2 exons. The coding region runs from base 1 to 585 and encodes 194 amino acids.